CUUCAACUGCUGCCAAGUUGAAGCAACUGACAUUUGGCGACGAAAUGUUUUAAACUUGAGGUGUUACGGCGUUAUAAAACUAUUUCUGGGACAGAUGUUAGCAUUUCAGUCGCAGCUGUUGGAUAGCGCUAACGUUAGCGUCCUCUGGUAGCAAUGACUGACAGCUGAGGACAGGCUCGGUAUGAAGUUACAAGACGGAAGGUAUUGCAGUAACGGUAACAUCCACUGAUAGACAUUUAAGAUGAGGAAUUUCGGCCUCGUCAGACAAUAGGCGACCGUGUUGGCGUCGUCUCCAGUUGCAAAAAUACUUUGUUAGGUUAGUCUGAGGAGUUAGGUGACCAACAAGGGCAAUGGUUUUACGUUUUGUUAAUCCCUUAAGGGGCAGUCGCUUCUGUUCCUUUCCUGCACGUCUGACACUAAACCUCCACUUCUGCAAACAAGCUGGACAUCCUCUGAAGAAGCCAGACUUUGUGUCCUCUCAGAUCAGCUGUCAUAGAGCAACAGACUGUGUUCAUUCCAGAGCCACUCCGACAGAUCCACCACUCCUGUUAUGUAGUAACAGAAGGACAGUGUGUUUUCACCACAUCAGUCCCCAGACCCGGUCGCCCCUGCACUCCGGUCCUGUCCUGACACAGUGCGGACACUACUUCCACACCUCAGCCCCCGUGAGAGCCCUACCUGCUCCUGUCUUCUGGCUGGUGCUCAAACCUCUGCAGAAGAUCAUGGCUAUAAUACUGGGCAGGAGUAUAAGGAAGUGGUGGGUGGCUCUACCAGCCAACCGCCGGCAGCUCAUGCGCAAAUGGGCCUGGCAGCGCCGCUGGCAUCUGGCAGCUGGGGCAGGUGUUGCUAUGGUGAUUGUAUCCCUCCUUCUCCUGACCCACCUGGACGAGUCCCCAGUGACAGGACGGAUCCGCCUCCUGGUGUUCAGCAAAGAGAGCUACAUUGAGCUGGCAGCUCUGACUUCAGAGGCGUACAUGGAGAAGUUUGCAGAGUUGCUGCUUCCAGUCACAGACCCUCGUCACCAGGUGGUGGACCGGGUGGUGCAGCACCUGGUACAAAGAAACAAGGACAUCCCUGAAGUGUCUGAUGUCACCUGGAACGUUCACGUGGUGCAAACUCCCGACAUCAACGCGUUUGUCCUCCCGAACGGAGAGGUGUUCAUGUUUACGGGCAUGCUGGACGCCAUGGCAGAUAUUCACCAACUCACCAUUAUCCUGGGACACGAGAUGGCUCAUGCUUUAUUGGGACACUCUGCAGAACAGGCCAGUCUGUCUCACAUUUUGGACCUCCUGUCCCUUAUUCUGCUGACAGCCAUCUGGGCCAUUUGUCCUCGAGACAGCCUGGCUCUGCUGGGACAGUGGGUACAGGACAAGCUUUCCCAGUUGAUGUUCAGCCGUCCCUACAGCAGAAAACUUGAGGCUGAGGCCGAUCAAGUCGGACUGCAGUUGGCCGCUAAGGCCUGUGCAGAUGUGCGAGCAGGCCCUGUGUUCUGGCAGCAAAUGGAAAUCAGAGACCAGCUGACAGGAGAACCCAACAUCCCUGAGUGGCUGUCCACACACCCGUCGCACAAGAACAGAUUUGCUCAGAUGGACCGCCUCAUACCACAGGCACUGGAGCUGAGGGAGAGCUGCGUCUGCCCUGCUCUGCCUGCUACUGACCCUCGUGCCGUCUUCUCCGAGAGCGUCCGUGUGCUGCUGGAAAAUGCUAAGGACCAGGGGAGAGCAGGGAAAGGAGGUGCACGCAAGCCCCAGCUGCCACACGGCCCGGCCUCAGUCCCCACCGGGCUGCCUGCAGCUCUGCCUGCACAAACUGCACUUCUCCCUUCCCCAAACAUGGAUCAAAAAAGUAGCGGCCUGGUCCUGCUCACAGCUUCAGAGUCAGCAGUCGCAGCUUCUGCUCCUGCUGAAGCGGAACGAUCCAAGCAUGUGGUGCAGAGCUGACCUGGGUGUCAAAUCCCCCGAAACUUCUGCAAAGCAGUUUUUCAUAGACUGGCUAUUUAGAUGAGUGAGUGGGAGAGUGAGUGAUUUGGUAUAUUGGUCAGCUAGCAUAUUCAUGCCAGGACAAGUGGAGUUUGUAUGACAUUAAUUGCUAGGGACAUUGUAAAUGUGGAGAAAAUCUGGAAAUGUUUGGAAAACAUCUGCAAAAAUAAAUAGAAAAAGAAAAAAAAAA
This is a messenger RNA of Scatophagus argus, 2169 nucleotides long. RefSeq names its product OMA1 zinc metallopeptidase (gene oma1). The coding region runs from base 351 to 1940 and encodes 529 amino acids. The record is from RefSeq and is a predicted model, not a curated record. Gene Ontology annotation, biological process: mitochondrial protein processing; protein quality control for misfolded or incompletely synthesized proteins. NCBI's taxonomy places the organism in Eukaryota, Metazoa, Chordata, Actinopteri, Scatophagidae. Gene Ontology annotation, molecular function: metalloendopeptidase activity. The transcript is spliced from 8 exons. Gene Ontology annotation, cellular component: mitochondrial inner membrane.